AUGAGCAUAGCUCUAGGGUCAGGUUUCCCCUACGAUAUACGUGCAACUCCAUACCCAGCCACUUGGGUCAUAUAUUCAGAGGAGGGGCCUAGUCCUCACUGUGUGAUAACGACCGAUCAAACUGCCUCGACGGUACUCUACACGCAUUCAAAAUCCAAAAGUUCUGAAGAAGACGAUGUGAAAUCUGGAAAGCUUUACCUAGCCCCGCGUCUAGAUGGUGAUGAGAAGUUGUGGAAGCUUGAGCGUAUUGGAAACGCCACAGGACAAACCGAUGUUGCCGAGCAAGCAAGCCAGUUAGCCCAGCAACUCGAGGAAGCCAAGUCCAAACUGAGUCAGGCGGAUAAGAGACACUCUAAAAAUGCGUCGGAGCUAGACCAGCUUCGAACUCAAGUAAGAGAAGCAGAUAUAGAGACCGGCCAAGCCAAGUUGGAGCUACACCAAACGCAAGAUGAGCUUUCUAAGAGGGAAACGCAAUUCAUAGGCUUGAAGAAAGAACUUAUCACCAAAGAAGAAGCACUAGUCGCAAAGGAUAAAGAGCUCGUUAUAAACCAGAAGAAGCUUGCAGGCGUCCAAAAAACGGUCGAUGAGAUGGAGUUGAAACUAGCUGAGGCCCUCCAACGAUUAGAGGAGAAUGAGGAGGAAAUAUCGCAAAAACGCAAGGAGCUGUACGAGAAGAACCGCAUUAUACUGGAGAAAGAGCAGUUGUUACACACUGAGGGUGUACUUGAAAGGGCGAAAGCGGAUGAUGCGGUGAAACUCAGACAGGAUGAGGACCCACUCGAGGAAACAACACCGGAGUUGCGCGGUGGGAGUACCAAUAGUGCAGCACAGUUAAACGGAAUGGACCAAUUAUCGGAAUCGGGUUCUGUGUUCGGUGCAGGGCUUGUUUCCAGUGCAGGAUCUGUGUUUAGUAUUGAGUCUGUGUUCGGCGGGGAGUCUAUAUUCAGCGAGGCAUCGUUUAAUAAGGGAAGAGCAAAGUUCGUACCUGCUGGUGCCCCAACUGGAGUAGAUCAGAAACUAGCUAGCUUGGGUUGGGAUUUUGACGACUGA
Rhizoctonia solani is the source of this 1050-nucleotide messenger RNA. RefSeq names its product ricin-type beta-trefoil lectin domain protein. The record is from RefSeq and is a predicted model, not a curated record. Bases 1 to 1050 code for a protein of 349 amino acids. The transcript is spliced from 4 exons. Lineage: Eukaryota; Fungi; Basidiomycota; Agaricomycetes; Cantharellales; Ceratobasidiaceae.